Messenger RNA from Zootermopsis nevadensis, 2698 nucleotides. The record is from RefSeq and is a predicted model, not a curated record. NCBI's taxonomy places the organism in Eukaryota, Metazoa, Arthropoda, Insecta, Blattodea, Termopsidae.
AGAGAUACAGUCUUUUGUAUAUCAUAAUCAUAACGUAACAUCUGUGACUUUAAAACACGCGUCUAACAGUAAUUAUCUUCUGCUGCCAACAUGCGGUUGUACGUUGCUGGUCUGAUACAUCUGUCUGUCACUCUUGCCUUCGAUAUUCCUGUUUUAUCAGAACAUAUCGUAAGGACUCCGGAGAAGAAACACAGUGCCUCAGGCGCACAGUUGAACUCACCCCUUGACUCACCCGUUUUACCGGGAUUCGCAUCUUCGACCAACUACAAUACUGGAUGGCUCAAGAACGAGUUGUCGCCACCCAUUGUCUCCGUCUCAGACUCCAGUUUCGGAAAUGCUGGUUGGAUUUCUGAAGGUUCUGACAGCGGUUCUCCAAAUGGAUUACAAUUUGCAACACAGCUUGGAACCGCACUUGCACCUGCUGCAACUUCGGCAAUAUCUACAGCUUCUAGUGCUUUCGGAACCAUCGGGGACUUAGCAAAUUCUAUCUUAGAAGGAUUAACCUCCGGGGUAAAUAGUUCAAAUACGAGUGCCGGAAUUCCAUCAGUACAAUCUAAAGCAUCAAGUAGAAUUACAAGAUGUUCAGUUUUAGGAGCUGAAGAAUCAGGAACAAAUAGUGCAAAUGGAAGUUCAGCCCGUUCCAAAACACUGUUUCAGGCAAGAAAAAGGACAUACGAAGGUAGCAGCGGAGCUGAAUCGUCAUCAGUUUUAACAUCUUCUGUUCAUACAAGUACCGGAUCGCAUCAUGAAAAUUUUAAUGGCACAAAUUAUGUGCGAAGACGAAGAUAUCCGGCUCAGUCUAAUUUAGGAAAUGUUGGAGGUGGUUAUAGAAGUUUCGGCGGUAGAAGGUUAUUGGUAAGUUCAGGGUCUUCUGCUCAGGCAACUUCAGGAUCUGUUGGUAGUGGUUAUGGAAGUUAUGGUGGCUUAGGUACGGUGACAGGUUCAGGGUCUUCUGCCCAGGCAACUUCAGGAUCUGUUGGUAGUGGCUAUGGAGGUUACGGCGGCUUAGGAACUGUGGCAGGUUCAGGAUCUUCUGCUCAGGCAAAUUCAGGAUCUGCUGGUAUUGGCUAUGGAGGUUACGGUGGUGUAGGAACUGUGGCAGGUUCAGGGUCUUCAGCCCAGGCAAAUUCAGGUUCUGUUGGUAAUGGUUAUGGAGCCUAUGGUGGCUUUGGAACUGUGACAGGUUCAGCAUCUUCGGCUCAGUCAACUUCAGGAUCUGUUGGUAGUGGUUAUGGAGGUUAUGGUGGCUUAGGAACUGUGGCAGGUUCAGGGUCUUCUGCUCAGUCAACUUCAGGAUCUGUUGGUAGUGGCUAUGGAGGUUACGGUGGUGUAGGAACUGUGGCAGGUUCAGGGUCUUCAGCCCAGGCAAAUUCAGGUUCUGUUGGUAAUGGUUAUGGAGCCUAUGGUGGCUUUGGAACUGUGACAGGUUCAGCAUCUUCGGCUCAGUCAACUUCAGGAUCUGUUGGUAGUGGCUAUGGAGGUUAUGGUGGCUUAGGAACUGUGGCAGGUUCAGGGUCUUCCGCCCAGUCAACUUCAGGAUCUGUUGGUGGUGGCUACGGAGGUUAUGGUGGCUCAGGAAAUAUGGCAGGUUCAUUGUCUUCUGUCCAGUCAACUUCAGGAGCUGUUGGUAGUGGCUAUGGAGGUUACGGUGGUGUAGGAACUGUUGCAGGUUCAGGGUCUUCUGCCCAGUCAACUUCAGGAUCUGUUGGUAGUGGCUAUGGAGGUUAUGGUGGCUUAGGAAUUGUGGCAGGUUCAGGGUCUUCUGCUCAGUCAACUUCAGGAUCUGUUGGUAGUGGCUAUGGAGGUUACGGUGGUGUAGGAACUGUGGCAGGUUCAGGGUCUUCUGCCCAGUCAACUUCAGGAUUUGUUGGCAGUGGCUAUGGCAAUUUUGGUGGUUUGUUAGGAGCUUCAGCGCUUCAUCCUCUGUCAAGUCUAAGUCCUGUCACAGGAGGGUACGGAGUUUUGAGUGGCAUAGAAUCUGUUGCAGGUUCAGGAUCUUCUGCUCAGUCAAGUGGAGGAUCUUAUGGAGGGUUUGACUCCUCAGGGUUUAUAAAAGAUUCAGGAUUAUUAUCCCACUCGACUGCAGGAUCUAUUGGAAGUUACAGUCCCGUGGAUUCUAUUACAGGUUUAGGUCCUUUGAUCCAAUCGCCUUCUGGAUCUAAUGAAGGCGGUUUUGGAUCACUCACAGGAUCAGAAUCUUCAGCUAGUUCAAAUUCAGAAUCUGUGUGAAUUGUAAGUGGUGUUUCAGGAUCUAUGACAGAAUCAGGAUCUUCAGCGUCUAGUGUUGCUGGAUAGAUUUUUCUCCGUAUUGUGAGAUAAGGCAUUGAGCAGCUGUGAUUUCUCUGUUCUGUUUACUAUAAAACACUAAACUGCAUACCAAAAUAAUUCACCAAUUUAGUGUUGAAAAUGAGUUAUAUUUUUUACAAAAUCUAUUGUCUUCUGUUCUAAAUAUAUUUAAAUUUAAUUUAUAGAAACGUAAAAUAUUACGUACUUUUCCCUUUUUAUGUAACUGGAUCUUCGAAUUUACAACGACCUGAAUCAAAUACAGUAAGCUGGUUUUAUAUUUUUAUCUUUAAUUCAGAAACUUUUUUGUUUUAUUAAUAAUAAUAUCAUGUAUUGUUAAAGCAGGCAAGGAAUCAAACAGCAAUUACUAAUAAUACUGAUGUUAAUUUACCAUGUAAUAAACAAGUUAUGAUUA